AUGCAGGGAAAGGAUGAUCUCAUAGCCUCGCACCAAAGAAUAGUAGCUGAACUGAUGGACAAGAUCUCUGGCUUAGAGGAGAGCAACCGUAGGCUCGUCUUGGCCGUCAGUAAUCCUUCGUCCCAGUUCCCACAGUUGGCGAACGCCUCUCUAGACUACAAGGAUACGGCGGCCGAGUUGGACAAACGCGCUUGCGCUAUGCAGAAGGAGAGGGACUCGGAAAUUCUGGAGUUGAAGACACAGGUCACGUCACUAAUCGCGUCAUUACGAGACUCCAAGAGCAGCACGAUCAACCAAGUUGCCAUUCUCGAGAGUCGGAAGAAGAAGCUGCUGGGCGAUAAGAACCUGUUAAGCGCCAAGGUCGAGAAGGAGAAGAUGCUCGAAUCACGAAAGCUCGUGGCGGAAUGGGAAGGUUAUCAACACAGAGCUGUCGAAAUAGGGGUUGUCAACGCUCAAUUGGCUCUGGAUCUGGACUUUGCCAAGUAUCUGGUAAAGCUUCUGACCACCAACGAGGUCCUCUUCCAGAAACUCAUCGAACUUGGGACUGAUGCUAUUGGUCUGGAGAUCAAAACGGCGCGUCUUACUGACGAGAUUGUUCUAUUGCGAAAAUCACUGCGAGAAUACGAGGAAGAGAAGGAGCUCGAGGAAGCAGUUCUUAACCUUGACAACGAAGAUCAAUCGUCCACCGAAGUAAUUUCUAACGAACAUUCAGACUCAUUCACUUCCAGCAUCGCGUCGGCCACCUCGGAUUUCAUUUUUGUAUGCGCAGAAGAGUCUUCUUCGUCCUUGGAGGUGGUGUCUUCAUCAGCUGGAUGUGAUAAUGGAGCAGAAAAGCAAACUUUCGGUUGGCAAUACCAUUCCGUUGAAAGAUGA
This is a messenger RNA of Guyanagaster necrorhizus, 873 nucleotides long. RefSeq lists its product as uncharacterized. NCBI's taxonomy places the organism in Eukaryota, Fungi, Basidiomycota, Agaricomycetes, Agaricales, Physalacriaceae. The transcript has 3 exons. The coding region runs from base 1 to 873 and encodes 290 amino acids. The record is from RefSeq and is a predicted model, not a curated record.